UCGAACAUGUAACACAUGUGUGUUAGGCCUAUGUGCUACGUAGCGCUUCGUUAAGAAAUAUGGCACAUUACCAACCAGACCAUCUAGUUGAUCCAGUAUCUGAAGUAAACAAGAACGAGAGUCCGAGGAAUACAAUCAACAGACAGAAGAUCGUCUACAGCGCCUGUCUCUGUGCUUCUUACCUCACUUGUGGCUGGAAUCUGGCACAGAUAGGUUCCGCUCUGCUCGACCUCAAACAAAUCACUUCCGUUUCCCUUGAGGCUGCCUCCCUCUACCAAACAUUCUUCAAUGUCGGCUAUUUCGCCGGAUCUCUGCUGUGUGGGGUCAUCUACAAACGGAUAAACAAGUUCAUCUUCCAGUUUCUUUCUCUCCUUCUCGUCGCCAUCGCUCUAGCAGCCAUUCCAUGGUGUCGUGUACAGGUCGCCAUGGUGACGGCCCAUUUUUUCGUCGGGCUCUCAGGGGGCGUCAUUGAUUCAGUGGUCAAUGCUGAAAUGCUUGCAGUUUGGGGAGAGAAGGGACAUUCUUACGUCCAAGCGAUGCAUUUCAGCUAUGCCUUUGGAGGAAUUAUUUCACCUGUAAUCACGGCGCAGUUUUUAGCACCCACACAGGAUCAUCAUGAUGACGUCAUUAAUUCAUUAGCCAAUGGCAAUGAUUCUUACAUUCAUCCUACUGACACUUCAAGUGGAAUGACGCCGUAUGUUACCUCGCAAUCAACCCUCUAUGUUAAUCAGACGGAGAUUUUAACUAACCGCAACUAUUUUCUAGAAACAUCAACCCAUUUAAGUUUCAUUCGGAACUCCUCAGAAAUUAUCGCCAAUUUUUAUAAAACAUCCAGACUCUAUAUAGCCUAUUGUAUAUCCGCUACACUAUGCAUAUGUAUUGCAUUGCCGUACCUUGUCAUGUUCUUCACCUUUGACCUCGCAAAAAUUCGAACAGGACGCGUGCCAAAGGAAGAGAAAUCCACCCCUGAACUGACAAGACUUCAAAAAAUACUCGUUCUUCUCAACUUUGGAAUGAUGGCUGGUGUAUAUGUCGCGAUUGAAGAAUCUUUUUCAGGAUUUUUAAACGCAUUUUGUGUCAACCGUCUUGAUUGGUCGAGCGUAGAUGGCUCUUAUGCAACAUCGAUUUUCUAUGGUUGUUUUGGAUUUGGUCGUCUUGUAGCUGUUGUAUGGGUAAAAUACAUUAAUCCAAAGAGAUUUUUAAGUGUAUUUUGUAUCGCUUUACUGUUAAUGUUCAUUAGCGUUUGGCUUUGUGGAGUUUAUUACUUUGACGUUGGAGUUUGGCUGACUGCAGCACUUACCGGAGUCGCUAUCGCGGUGAUAUACCCUACAGUAUUUACCUGGACAGAGGAAGAUUUUCUUCCGGUGUCAGGGAAGAUUUCAUCUUACUUCAACAUCACUUCCGCUCUAGGCGGAACUAUUAAUCCUAUCGUUAUUGGUACAUUGAUGGACUUGUACAAUCCCCUGUGGUACGCAUAUCUACUAAUGGGUGAGUCGGUUAUCUUGUUGAUGACUUGUAUAUGUGGGUUAGUGUUGUCAAGGAAACUACGCCAGCCAAUGCCACAGGGGAGACAACUCGAUCGCUCAGAUCAGGGAGUUCAGUUUUUAUAAUAAGUAUGUGGAGAGUUUGAUUGUGAAAUGAUUAUAAAGCAUUGAACAUAAAUUACUUGCAUGCUCAAGAAUUAAAAACUACUGGUAUCGAUUUAAACGGCGAUGAAAUACCAAUGACCCAAUCAUAUAUCUAUCUUUGGAACUCUUCGAAAUUUGCUUCAAACGGGUUUGAGUAAAACGUUCAAGUGACAUGGCACAUAAUCGAGUGACGUUCGCAUGACAUACUUGAUAGAAAUUGAACUAUUUUUGAAUUGAUUUAUGAAUAUUAAGAAUAUAAUUCUU
Molecule: messenger RNA, 1892 nt
Organism: Pecten maximus
Lineage: Eukaryota; Metazoa; Mollusca; Bivalvia; Pectinida; Pectinidae
Product: sodium-dependent glucose transporter 1A-like
Exons: 3
Coding region: 60-1610 (516 amino acids)
Biological process (GO): transmembrane transport
Source: RefSeq, a predicted model, not a curated record